Molecule: messenger RNA, 17136 nt
Organism: Anarrhichthys ocellatus (wolf-eel)
Lineage: Eukaryota; Metazoa; Chordata; Actinopteri; Perciformes; Anarhichadidae
Gene: usp39
Product: ubiquitin specific peptidase 39
Exons: 13
Coding region: 7586-9106 (506 amino acids)
Biological process (GO): mRNA processing; spliceosomal complex assembly; protein deubiquitination
Molecular function (GO): cysteine-type deubiquitinase activity; zinc ion binding
Source: RefSeq, a predicted model, not a curated record
ACGUCCCAGUCACGAACCGUUGACCUUGUGAUUACCAGACAACCCUCUUAACCCAGUGAGCCACGGUCGCACCAAUAAGCCCCAAUAAGCACAAAGGGCUCUCGGAGGUGUGAGCAUACAGUCAUGUAACAUAAUACAAAAAAUGUGGACGUGGGAAAUACAGCAACUGGCAAAGUGUGACUAAGCAGUUUCUCAAGCUGAAAGGUUUCAAGCAGAGAAAGUGUAAAGCAGAAAUGACUUCACACAUUCAGCAAACUGCUGGAGUCUCCUCAAACAUGUAGCGGUAAAGCAUUUUCACCGAUCAGCAGCAUAGCAGUGUACUUAAAUGGCAUCGGAAGUGUAGACACAUACAUUUAUAAAUAUUUGGUGCUUGUUGGUAGUUGGUACACUCCAUUCAUGACAGACACUUUUAUACAGCUGGGCAGCAUGAACAAUGUCAGAUGCCAGUGGGCUUUUUGUUAUACAAUCAACACAUUCCUUGACUAAAUUGAAUAUUAACAAUAGUUGAAAUGGUACCUAAAAAACUAAAUUGACAGAUACAAUAAACACAAGGUGGUAUUCUGUUGUGCAUAAGCAGUCCCUUAAAGCCCAGCAGCGAAUUCAAAAGACUGCUACUUGAACUUUAACAACGAACAUUUCUCAAAUGCAUGUGUGGCUUUAAAUCUAAAUCCUACUAAUCUUAGGUAAUGUAGAACGGGUCUGGUUUGUUCCUACAGGAUUUGAAGCUACAUUUGCAUAAGCAGAGUUUAAAGAAUGACAGAUGGCAUUUUGGAAAAUAUUAGCCAAUAGUAAUGCACAUGAGUAAAAUGUAGUCUUACUCAGCUGGGAAAACAAGAUCAUGUAAUUGUCACUCAACACAAGGAGAUGUCCGCAAGGCAGUGCAUACAAGGAAGUUGAGCCAGUGAGUUUUUUUUUUUUACUAGAAUUAGCUUUACUAUGCCACAUAAAUCCUGCAGCUUUGUAAAUCAAUGAGCGGCUGAUUUUGGGGUAUGCACAUCUGAUCGCAGCCCCAUAAGCAUUAGUGUUAGUGUUAUGGAGACCUGCAAAGUUUAGCUCCCAUGGCAACACCAACGACACAGAUAGGAUGAAACAUGCUUACUUUGAUUGUAUGUUUUAUUUUCAUACAUAAGCUGGCAUGGUCUUGGGUUUAUUGUUUAGUCUCCUGUUGUUGAAGUUCACUCCUCAUGUGUCAUGUUUGAUUUUACUUCCUGUUUUUUUUUUUUUUUUUUUAAGUUUUCCAACAUUUUUGAUUGUCUGCCCUGAUCAGUUCCACCUGUCCCUCAUUAGUCCUGCACUGUCUCGCCUCCUACUCACCUGUCCUCAAUUUCCUCGUUAGUCGGUCACUAUUCAUACACCUUGACACCUGAUUUACUUUGUUCUUUGUUGGUGCGAUGUUUGGUAUUGGAAGAAUUUUUAGUUUGCCUGUAUCUGUUAGCUGUAUCUGCCUGCCCGUUUGACUCAGUGAGCUUUUUGUGUUCUGCGUUUGGCAGUUGAAUUACAAACUCGAAAUACAUCUAUGCAAGCUGGCUUCAGAAAUAAGUACAUCAGUAAAGUUACAGUAUAUCAAAUAUAUUCAUGCUCAAGUAAUGUCAUCAAAUUCAGACCUGAAGUCCUGUCUGUAGUUUGACCACUGCAGCUGUGCCUUUUCACUACCACGUUUGCUCAGUCAAACGUCUAUAUUUAACUCUGAAUGGUCAGGGGAGGUUAUCUUCCACAGCCUUGAAUGGGCACGAUCAUUCAAGAGUGCACCGGUAUCCCAGCACUGACGGAGGCAGCUGAAAUACAUGGGGGGAGGGGGGUAAUAACACUUUGGGAAACUGUUCCUCAAGAGCAUUGCACUACACACACUCUCUGAGGUGACCACGUGCUGACAAGGCAUCAAACUUUAACUUGCUGCACCAUAAGUCAUUUGGGCUGAAAAGUACCUUUUUGUGGCACAUACAGGUUAGAAGCAAAUUUCUAGUUUAUCUUUGUUUCUCCUUAAGAAAACCAGACAGACAAUUCUUCCCACAACAAAGAGCUGAGAGGACACCACCUGUGCUCUGCUCACAAAACAAAGCAGUAUACGGACACCUAAAACACAGCAUGGCAGUGAGACCAAGCACUGUUCAAGACUGAGCGAUUUUACACACAGCCAACACACACGAAGGAGCCCAACAGUGUAGAGAGUGGUCACGGUGUAAAGGGCAGAAGCAGGUCAGCACUUAGUUGAGGCCAAUGGAGUUUCUUUCAAGGAUUGGGUGACAGCUGAUGCUAUAUCUGUGCCAGUUUGCUGUUGCUCUACUGUACAUUUGCAGGAACUUUACUACAACCCCAUUUCUCACCUAGUUAACGUUGGUGCACUUAAAACUGCUGUUGGUUUAGCAGGCUUUCUUAAAGUGACAAUGUAGAAGAGAAUGCAAACAAUGUUGUCUGAACUGGUUUUUUCACAGCUUGUCUUGCAAUUCAUAGUGUUUUUUUACCUUGGGUCUAAAGGAUUUAUACAUUCGCUUUUACUGUAUUUGACUAUUUUUAUAGUCUAAUGCUGAAAUUUUGUUAAAAUAGUCCUAUGCAAAAAUUGAAUAAAUUCCUUCCAACUUGCCCUAAUUAUAGCAAUAGCUUUUUCAUUCAUACUGCCUUAUUGCCUACAUGGUUUGACAAUGUCAAAUAUCCAAUAAAAAAUGAACCAUAACCAUCUACAUGUUAAGUAUAUUCUGAGUUUCUUAACACUGUAGAUGUGAUUUGGGUGUGUUGAAAAAUUACACCGUAUAACAAUCUUCUGUUACAAAGGUGCAUCGGAUUACACACUUUAAAUCAAUCUUCUUCACAGUCAUGCAAUUGUGUAAUUGUGUAAUAGUCCUGGAGAGAUUCCAAGAUUGGAUAUAGACUGUUAUUAAAUGACAUUAGACUCAAUUUGUCAUUGAACCCAGCCCAAACUAAAGUCUGCACAAUGUUACGUAACGGCCUUCUUGGAGAUUACUUCACCUGGCUGAGUAAGUUUAAAAGCCACUUGCAAAUACGGUCCAAAUCAACGUGUUUAUAAACAUAGCCAAGACGCAUUGUUACAACAAAGAAAUAAUCGAAUAAACACAAAUUUCCUUACUUUUUGUGCUGUUUACAUGUUGAUCCUAUUAAAACCUCCCAAAUGUGUGUUAAAUGUGCGUUGCACAUGAUGUCUAAAUGGAAAAAUGUUUUAUGUAAGAUCCAACAUAUUAUGCAAUAUUCACAUAUUGCCAUAACUGCCAGCCUGCCUGCCUGCCAGCUACCGUACAUGUUCAGUAAAUUGCAUAUUGUCAGGCUUUCAGAACAUCCCACUAUUGUUUCCUGGGCACGUAUAACUGCAUCACCAGUUGUGCUUUAUAUAACAUUGUUAUAUGAAUCUGCACUGAGAGGGGACGGUGUGAAGGUGUGUGUUGUGAUUGGGUCAUUUUCAGCCAAUUGAAACUGGAGAUAAUCUGUCGUCAUGGGAAUGUGUCUCCCUCAGUCUCACAACCUCAAUAACCUCUCAUAACCUCAGUCACAUGCUGACAGGAAGAUGAAAAGUGAGCUGGAGAAGGAAGAUGAAAAGUGAGCUGGAGAAGGAAGAUGAAAAGUGAGCUGGAGAAGGAAGAUGAAAAGUGAGCUGGAGAAGUGUGUGUAGACAACCUAAAGGGGAGUGUUUCCGUUUCACCAAUAGCACAGCAGAGGCCGCUCCUUGACUAGGCUUUGCAUAACACUUUGGGGACUUGGCCCGCCAUGUGGUCACAGGAUGAAGUUUGCAUAUUUUUAUAAAUUUAUGAAAACAAUGAAUUAAUCCCCUAGUAAGGUGUGGAUCAGCAGCUUGUCUGUCCUAUUGUCAACUCAACUUAGUAUUUUUUUUACCAGAGCCUGUGGUGUUAGUGGACCUUUGUGUUUCAAUGUUUCAUCAUGGGGAUGGGAAGUAUUAGUCAGCCAUUUAUCUGUCUGAUGAGACAGCGAUGCAUUUAUCUUGUGCACAACUGCUGGUAUCUAUGUUUGAAUGGGGAAUGCUGACAUUUUUAAGAACUCAAUUUUGGUUAUCUCUGUGUCCCUGGGCCGUUCUGUCAGAGUUUGUGAUUGCCAAACUCAAUCAAUCAAUUUUGUUGUAGAUGACAGGCUUGUCAGUUUCACAUAUUCAGAGAAUUUGAGUAGAGGGCGGCUACACCCCUGGUGUGUUCUAACUUGCUGGCUUUGUUCCAGCAGGGAAAACAGGCUACCAACAGAAAAACUAGUCCAACAGGUUGGAAGGUAGUAAAAGCAAUGAUAUAAUGUCUGACAGCAAAAUAGAUUUCCAAGAUUUAGCUCUCCAUUUUCUUUAUACCUUUCGAAAAAAAAAGUUCAACAAGUAGUGCCUGAAGUGUCCUUACCCACAGAAGAACCUAUAUGACAUUUCAGAAUGAUUGACAAUAACUGGUAAUGUCUUGUGAAUAGAAAAUGAGUUUGGCUAUUUUGUCCUCAUAAUUAUAACACACUGUUACUAUGCACUACUUAUUGCCAAAAAUCUAAUUUGAUGAAGGAUUAAGACAAAAGUUUAGACGACAGGCCUGCAGAUUUGAAAGGCUGAUUCAUACUGCCACCUGCUGAGGACAUGAUGUGACACAAUUCAGUCAACUGCAUUUGAUAUAGUAUUUUGUUGUAUCCCCAAUACUAUAUGUGUAUUUCAGGAUAGAAAGUAUUUCCCCCCCGCCCACACAUUUGAGAGUUUUUACAACACAUCAAGACACUAAGAAAAAGCAUUCACAUUUUAUGGCUGUUCAAUUCCACAAGUGCUCAUCCAGACACAAUUGGACAGUAAUAAAGGGCUUUUAUACAUAUGUGUCAUUUGUUUUGUACGUAAAAGACUCGUGUCCUCAAAAAAUAUUCGGUAUCAAAAAUAAAAGUUUUUUAAAAAUCCAAAAUAAAUUAGAAUACUCAAAACAAACACACAAACACAUCAUCAUGGCCACAGCCACACUGGAAACAAAUCUACAUUCUCACAUUUCCGAACAUAGAAUCACUGACAGACUGAUGCUCCGUUCACAGCAUUUUACCAAAAAAAAAGGAUUAAUCUCAUUUAUAAAAGCUAGAUCUUUGUAAACACAAAAAAACACAGGACAUGUUCAACAGAGGAGGGAGGUCAUCAGUGCUCUCUGUCAAAGAGUACAUAUUCCUUUUCUGGAUUUAGCUGUUAGAAAGCAACAAUAUCAUUUCAUAGGUCCAGUCCAACUUGAAGGUGUACAAUGUGUCCUUAAACUUAUGAAUGAGGGUGUGAGGUAACAAUACAAGGUGAGAAAAAUGUAGUACAUAUGAACCUGACAGUCAACUCCCAACCAUACUGUCUUUGAUAAGUGCUGUUCCUUCUCCUUCACAAACAAAAGACAGAUUCACUGUGGGUCAUGAAGUUGGAUCUCUGCUGAUAGUCACUGUACAUGAUCCCAGAGUCCUCGGUGUGUCCCCAACACUGUCAACAGCGUUAAUGCUAUGUAGAGGUGCAGAACUGAAAAUGAAGUAUUGCUCCUCUUUGCUGAUUGCCCCUCUGUCAUCAUAGUCAACUGUUUGAGAAUAUCACUCAACGUUUGUCUCGUCUUUUGUCAAUUUCCUUCCGAAUUCGAGCCUCUAGAGCUGCCCUCAUGGCUGAAUCCAGGAUGUUCUUCUCUGUGACACGAUCCACCACCUUCUCAGGCUUAUCCUCCUGUAGAAACAGAGAGAGAGAGCAUGAGGUAAUUAAGACCAAAGUCAAUAGAUCAAAGAGCCAGAAAUAUCAGUCAAAGGGAUCCGUGUUAACCUUGUGCACCAGGAAGGAGGUAAGGGUACCAGAGUCCGCCUGAUAGUCAAGCCAGAAGAGUUCAGUACCAUGGGUCUCUGUCUCUGUGCUUGACCCACUCUCAUUCGACUCUUCAGCCUCAGCACCGGCCCCUGGCUCUGAUUCAUCUGGAAAAUGAGCACACGCAUGCAUGUUCGUUACUGGAUUUACUGUUGGCAAACGCGUAAUACCAAAGUGCAUCAAACUUACAUCUGCGUCGAGGAUGGUACACUUGGAUAUCAGGCCGCCGGGGUCGUCUCGGGGUUGUGGUGUUCCUCCGCCGCUGAAGCUCUUUGGCUUGCUUCACUUCUUUGGCUUGCUUCACCUCUCUAUCAUAGUCAUCUCUUGAGAAGCCAAGAAAUCAAUGUUAUUGCUUUCAAAGACACGCAGUUUAACAUAUCUCUGAACUUCUAACCUAGUUAGUUAAACAGAAAUAAGGUCAUGUUAUUGUUUUACUGCAGAUAAGGAUUAUAAGUAUCAAUCCUGUCUCCCGAAAACAAACAAAAAACGAUUCAAUAUAUCAAUGAGUCUAAGGGUACAUGCAGGAAGUUGCUUCACUCCAGCUCUAUUCUUUUUCUACCAUCAAAAAAGUAUAGUCAACGUGAAUACAUUUUAUGCCUCAUGAUUUCUUCUAUAUUUUCUUCUUUAGUGAAAUGCAUUUCAGAAACAAACGAAUUUUGGCAUUCCCCAAUUGCAUUUUUCAUUGCCUACAUCUAUGCUGUGUGAAUGGUUAGCAGCAAAGGCAAAGGUUUUAUUCUUUCUUAAGGUCAUGCAUUACAUACCCCUAAAAAUCUUACACUAUCACCAACCAGUAGAGAUAACACAUACAAGGAAUAAAUAUCAGGCAAAGUGUUAAAUACCAGAAUGUGAGGUAAACGAUGCUUUGUACUUUUUAUUUAUUUAUCCAUUAAUCAUGAGGGUCCUGCAACAGUAUGCAGCACUGACUGAACCCGUCUACAAACUGGAAUUUGAUUCCUUUCUUUGCAAUACGCGGUUAACAGCUAACGGUAUAUGAUAUUCCCUCCAGUUUAUAACUUUGGCCAAUGCUACAUUUCUUUAUAUUUUCAUUUGGAGCGUAAGAGGAUAAGUUACCACCACUGGCCUUUCCUUCACCAACAGAUCAACUUCUACACAACAUUGAGUCGAUGCAACUCUGAAGACAGAGGCAGGGUGAUAGAACCUGGCUAGUGUGCUAGCUAACGUGACUAGCUUUGGCUAACGGUCGUUGCGGCAAUCACCUAGCAAUCUGGUUCCUCCGGAUAUGGUGCAGGAAGCCGUGGCUCAUAUCCAAGCGGCCGCUACGUUUGUAUUUCAGCUCAUCCUGAUCAUCGUCUUCUAAAAUAUCCAUUUUAACAAACAGUUCCACUACGGUGACAGUAUGUGUGAGCUUAUGAUUGCAACAAGCAGACCCACAGGCACCACUGACAAAAAGCUAACGUUACAUGCUAGCUAAUUGUAAAUGGUUGUCCAAAUGUAACAAUCCCGGAGUUUACAAAUUAAUAAUAUAUUUUAAAAAAUACACAUUGUUUUAAUAGAGAAAACAUUUAUUGGACAGACCCAGAAAGAACAUUAACACAUUAAAUAUAAAAACACUAGGUUAUGCUUACAUAAAUCAGCAAGUUAUCACAUUCGAGCAGCUCAUUGAUCGAUGUUGCUAGCUUUAAACUCCGGGAUACUUUUUAGUCUCCUGUUUGGUAGUUCGACGUAAAGCCGCUCAACCACCGCGAGUUUCGACGCGCACGGUGCUCGACCCAUUCAACUCUCUUCCAAAUAAACGUGUGCCUUCUUCGCUGUUUUGACAUUACGCUCGCUCGCUCGCUAACUGCUAUGAUGGUUUCUCUGAAGCGAGAGAGAGAGGCUGAAGUGGAGGAGGAGGACGAUGACGACGAUGGCGACGAUGGCAGAGUGGCAGCCAAACUGGGCCGAGGACGUGUAUUAGAAGACCGGAGAAGCCGCCACUGUCCUUACCUUGACACCAUAAACAGGAGUGUGCUGGACUUUGACUUUGAGAAACUGUGCUCCAUCUCUCUCUCCCACAUCAAUGUCUAUGCCUGCCUUAUAUGUGGGAAAUACUUUCAAGGUAGAGGUUUGAAGUCCCAUGCCUACACGCACAGUGUGCAGUUUACCCAUCACGUGUUCCUCAAUCUGCACACUCUCAAGUUUUACUGUCUGCCGGACAACUACGAGAUCAUUGACUCUUCACUAGAAGACAUCACAUAUGUGCUGAAACCAACUUUCACCAAGCAGCACAUUGCAGGGCUGGACAAGCAGGGUAAACUAUACCGAGCCUACGAUGGUACGACCUACCUGCCAGGCAUUGUGGGGCUGAACAACAUCAAAGCCAAUGACUACGCCAACGUGGUCUUGCAGGCUUUUUCCAAUGUUCCACCGUUGCGAAACUACUUCCUGGAGGAGGAAAACUACAAAGAAAUCCGCAGGCCACCGGGGGACAUCAUGUUCCUCUUGGUGCAGAGGUUUGGUGAGCUGAUGCGCAAACUGUGGAAUCCAAGAAACUUCAAAGCUCAUGUGUCUCCACAUGAGAUGCUACAGGCUGUUGUGCUGUGCAGCAAGAAGAACUUCCAAAUUACCAAGCAAGGAGAUGCUGUGGACUUCAUGACGUGGUUCUUGAAUGCUCUACAUGGUGCUCUUGGAGGCACAAAGAAAAAAACAUCAAUCAUCGCAAAAGCAUUUCAAGGCUCCAUGCGGAUCUUCUCGAAGAAACUUCCACAUCCAGAUUUAACACCUGAGGAGAAACAGGCAUUGCUCGUGACAGAGGAGUACCAGGAGCAGAUGUCUGAGUCCACCUUCCUGUUUCUAACCCUUGACCUCCCAACAGCUCCACUGUACAAGGAUGAGAAGGAGCAGCUCAUCAUCCCGCAGGUCCCUCUCUUCAACAUCCUGGGCAAGUUCAAUGGCAACACAGAGAAGGAGUACAAAACCUACAAAGAGAAUUUCCUCAAAAGGUUCCAGCUGACCAAACUGCCUCCGUACCUCGUCUUUUGCAUCAAAAGAUUCACCAAGAACAACUUCUUUGUGGAAAAGAACCCCACAAUUGUCAAUUUCCCCAUCACGAAUGUAGACCUCCGUGAGUACUUGACAGAAGAAGCUCAACUGACAGAGAAAAACACAACUUAUGACCUUGUUGCCAACGUAGUGCAUGAUGGGAAACCUACCGAGGGAGCGUACAGAAUACAUGUUCUGCAUCAUGGAACUGGGAAGUGGUACGAGAUGCAGGAUCUGCAGGUGACUGACAUUCUGCCCCAGAUGAUUACACUGUCGGAGGCCUACAUCCAGAUCUGGAAGAGACAAGAGACAGACGAUGACACAAACAACCACACAGGGGUGUAAGUGAGGCAGCAUUUUCCUCAGUGUGAAUGGCCAGAAGUGUUGUCCUCAUUUUGGAAAUGAACUGGCUAUUUAAGUGAUUAAAGAUAACGGCAGAAUAUAGAGUGAGUGGUAAAAGAGCGUCAAGAUGUAUUCUUUAGCACCACAAAAAGCAAAUAAAUGUAAAUGACUCCCAUGAUUUUUUUCACUGUUUUAUGUUUUUACCAUGUGGAUGUUUCCAAAUAAACAAACUCCAGGACACGUGUGACUUGUCUGUUGACUUUUAAUGAAGGUUGAGGAGUUUGUCAUGUGUAUGUGCUUGAUUGCACCAGGGAUCAUAUUCUAAUAGAAUAAUAGUCUUUCAUACAUACUGAUGGCUCAUCCUAUGUAAUGAAAGGUUUUUGCAAUUUCACAUUCAUAAUGACAUAUUUAGCAAUCUACCGAUUUAAUGCUGCUCACGAAACCGUUAAUCACUGCACAAACUGAUGUUUCAGACUGAAUCCCAGUCUUGUGACACGUCAUACAAACAGAAUCAUUUCAGGAUCAAUAUUUACGCUUAUUGAACAAAAUAGCAUAUGACAUGAAUUUCCCCAAAAAGAAAAAAGAAGAGUUGAUCAGUGCAAUACAUUUGUAAAAAGAAAGUAAUUAUUUUUGUGCUGGCAGAUUGGUUCACUCCUUCCACAUGUACUUCUCACAGAAGGCCUGGUUCUGCAGAUAAAAACAGAAAUAGGAUGUGAAACAGAAAUUGAAUUAUUCACAAAAUCACAUUACUUGAAAGUUUAAAGUAUUAGUCAGCUGGUCAGCGUAGUGUAUGGUGUCUCUUUAGACCCGAGUAGUUUUAUCACCUGAUUACUAUAAAUACAGUAUGACUUAGUUAUUCAUCAUGGAACUACAUUUUGAAAACAAUCAUAUGGUAGACUCAAAAUAAUAGGAAGAACAGUCCUGCAGGUGAGAAAAGCCUGGGGCAGGUUUGAUGGUUGGGAAAUAUCCUUCCCAAUAUGUGGUUGGCCACUGCUACAAAUGGCAAAUACAUUACGCAUGUUGUACACUGCAAUUUUCUUGAAUUUAACUUACGCCACACUUCUGAGCAGUUUGAAUGUCUUUGCACCAGUAGCUCGGCCCCCAAGUACAACGAUUCUUUCCCAGCGGCUCCAACUUCUUCACGGCAACACACAGACCGGCUCUCUGCGGGACGGAAGGGCCAAAAGAAUGUGUGUUCAUGAGUAUUCAAGUGUGAUUAGUGUUGCGUGGACCAGAGCCCAUCAUACAUUUGUAAAUCAUGUUCGUAAAUCAACAAAAGUUUGUGUAUUUUUUAAGCCACCAUAAGAAGCGUGCUGCUGCAAGUCAUAAAUAUUCGUAAAAUUCAUGUCAGUCAGUGAGCUAAUUUCAGCCCCGGUGAAGGUGUGUAGACCUGCUGACCAUGACUGCUCCACCAUUUACUGCAGACUAAUCCUCUGGUGGAUCUGUAGGACUGUGUGAAGACUUGUGGAUAUAAGAGUUUCCUCUUUGUCCCUCCAGUGAGAAACGUCAUGUUAAAAGUGUUUAAUCUUACUUCACAAGGGUGUUGGGCGUCCAUCUGGUUUCCCAAAACCUUCUGCAGUCUGGAGCUGUAGAUUUGGAUGAAGGCCUCACACUGAAAAGAGCACGAGAGUUGCUUACUUUUAUGCUAUGUGACAAAGACAUUAUUGCUUAGUCUACCUCACUGCCUAAAUUACUUGAAUUUAAGGAAUGAACAAGGAAUAGCCAUACAUUCAUUAGUUAUAGUGGUUUUUGGGUGCUGAGGGAUAUUUAGAGUAAGUGGGAACUGAGGGUCAGACCUUGGGGAUAGCAUUUGGGUGAAGGACACACACAGACUGGAGGAAAGAGGAAGUCUGAGGUUCGGUGGAGUUGAGGCCGAGGUGUAGGCGGCUCAGCACAGCUAGCGUGCGGCAAAACUCACAAUCCGAGGGGAGGGACAACUCUGGGGAAUCAGCAGAGCGUUAAAGUUGUUGGUGGAGGGUUGGUUUACACGUCAAACCACUAAGCAAAUGCUGGCCUAAUGUACUAAUUAUAAACAUGGGACUGACCUGGAAGAGGCUGCUCCUCGAACAAACAGACGUGCAAAAGAAUACAUAUUGUGUGAGGUGCUGCAGACGAUAAGAGGAAUUCGAUUAUCUGCGUCCCAUAUUUGUCGACAAAAUCAUCACAUUGGUCCUUAUAGCUGUGUGGUAGGAGAUCACAGACCUCUUCCAUGAUCUUCAUCAAAGCAUCCUGCAGGGAAGAGAAGAUAUUUACAUGAUGUGGUGUACGGUGAGGGAUAUCUGCCCGAUUUAAAACAAAGUGAUAGAAAUAAAAGAGUCACCUCAGUCAUAUUCUUGGGCAACAGGGUCUCCAGUUUGUUGAUGAUAAACAAACACAGGCUGCAAGCUGGGUUGAACUGCCCCUAGAGAGAGAGAGAGAGAAUACUCUGAUAAGAGGGACAUUUGAAUUAUGAAAAUAAUAAGUUUUAAUUUCAACUUUCAUUUUAACAUCAACUUCUGCUUACUCACACUAAGGUGGGUUGUGGUGGCUGAGCCGAGUUUAGAGCCGGACACUGCAUUGGUUGCAUGGUGGGAAGGUUUCAGCAGUUCCUCCUUGUGGGCAGCACAAAGUCCAAACACCAUACAGGUUUCUCCUGGUUUCUACAGAAACACAUUAUCUUGUUUAAAAGGUGAUCAUUGAAGUGUUAAUUCUUUUUCCAUGUGUCUAUGAAGAAGCCUAAAUAGCGGGUAAACUUACCAGGUGACCAGGUGUCUGCUGCAGGACUUUUGGCAAAUACACCUUCACCUGUGAAUCACACUCUGAGGCCUGUUCUCUUGGGAGGCGUUGGCACAGAGCAUACAAGGUUUCAUAGACAGUCUCCUGCAAAGGCAGAGUAGUUAGUGCAUUGUCUAUGUUGUGGCAAGAGUACAGAGUGUCGACUUGGCAAAGUGUAAAGUAACAGUACAACCAAGCAUGUACAAAAUAGCUUGACAAACGUAAACAUUAGUGAUGGCACAUUUCAACGCCCUGGCAUUCGAAGGUCGGCAUUUCUUUCAUUGAAUAUUUUCUUAAAAUGGGCGACUACCUCAAUAUAAACUUUCAUUUUAAGGUUUAACUUUUAAAGACAUUACAGGGAGUACAGGGUGUUUCUGCCAGUUUCCCGAUUAACCAAUUCCCGAAACCCAGCAUGAGUGGCCAGUAAAAGGAAGUGAAAGUAAAGUGAAACUACACUGAGUAAGCCAUCAACAUCCUCACCUUGGUAUCUCUGCUGGAAAUCAUGUUGGCGGACAGCUGGACGACCUGGCUGCACUCUAAACACAUAUCUAAUGUCUAAUAAGGAGAAGCCACAGUGAGAUUAUUUGUCAAAGACGGCACAUUUAAAAAAAGAUUAUUGCAAAGAAAUGUUUGUUUCUGAAGCCCAGUGACUGUAUGUGCCAAUAACAUCACCUUUAAUGAAUAACUAUUUUACACACAGAUGCUUUUGAGUGAGACAUUCACAUUCAGUGUGAACAGUAUGUAUAUUUGUGUUAUUUAUAGAAUAAAUCUAGUGUUGGUAUGGUGGCCUUUGAAACGAAAUGGUGAAAAUAUAGAGAAUAAAAGUCAGGUUUACCAGUGAUUUCUGUUUGAUGAGUGAAAACGGGUCUAUGAUGAGCCUGCAGUCUCCUUUAAAACAGAAAACGUACAAUUGUGUUCAAUACUUUAGCUCCGGUCAGUAUACAGCUAACGUUACACCCUUUUUAAAUGUUAGUUGUCAUAAAUUCCACGAUAACAACCCGAUCUUUGACAUCAUAAUUAAUAACGACAUGUCAGAUGACAGUGAUGCAGACAUUAAAGUCGUUACCAGUAAAUGUCCGUCUUACCGGGCCACAGAGACACCGCGAGGACCACCAGGAUAAAGCCAGAUGCUGACAUGUUGUGAAUGUGCACAAAGCGAUGUGACGCGCAGAUUAUUUUGUCUACUGGUUUAUUAUAACCAUUGGUAAUAACAUCCGUGCUGCUGUUCUUCUUCUCGGCGGUGGGCAAACAGCGUAUUAGGCGCAACCUAUGGGAGCAUCAGCGCCACCUUCUGCUUCAGAGUUUCCUGAUCCACUGGACCGGUUAGUGCAUACUGCCUCCUGCUGCCCGUACAAAGUACGUACUGUUGCAUGCAGCAUGCAAUUGGGACAUACUGCAUUUGACUGCAUUGGGACAUACUAAAUCUUUUUCCGGCAUACUAAAUAGUUUGGCAGUACACAGAUAGUGUGCUGCAGGAAUGAAUCCUAAAACCAUGGAAUAUAUAAAAGAAGAAUGGGUCAUUAAGUCACUGAACUCUAUUCUAAAUGUAUUUGAUUAUAGUAGAGUAUCGUUGUUAUCAUUUACUAACCAAACAUUAUACAGUUGGUGAUAUUUAAUAGCCAGCUACCUCGAUUAUUGUCAGGAAGUGGAGCCAAUCGCAAAAUCUCCAAGUUCUGUCUCUAAAUACCUGAAAACCUGUUCUCAUAGAAGUAAGAAACAACAAUGAUAUUUAUAUGAUCAGUUCAGCAUCAUCUGUGUCCCCAGUCUGUUCUGGCUAAAGGGAUUAAUAAGAGGCCGCAAAGAAAUGUUUAAAAUGGUGGACAGGGUGUAAGCUACAAAGUUGAGUUCUUACCGCAGCUCGGGUUUGAGUCCAGUCUGUGGCCCUCUGCUGCCUGUCCUCCACUCUCUUUCCCCCUUUCCUGACUAUCGCUAUCACUAUUAUGAAGGCAAAUUAAUGUCAAAAUCCGUAAAUAUUGUACUUUAUACUCAGAGGUAAAUAAUGUAGUUUUUAUUCCACUACAUCUCAGAGAUAUUGUACUUUUUGCUAUAUAUAUUUAUGGAAACAUAUAUUAUUGUUUCCAUUAUGUAUAAAUACACAUCCUUCUCUGUGAGCCAGAGGUGAGAGCUUCCUCUGCCUGCACUGUGAAACAGCUCCUCUCAUUCUGCUUCUUUUACUUUUGCCUCCAGUCUUUCCUCAUCCUUCUGGUGCCAUUUCUUCAAGAAUCACUAAUGGUUGCAUCAGUCAUGUUCGAGCUGUAGGUCGAUAUGACUACAAGCUACAGACAAUUCAUUUGCGUCAUUUCAGGUAAUUAUUUUAAUGAUAAUGCAAAAUCUCCAUAACAUACAAAGAAUCAACCUGCACUGGAAAAGCUGUUUAGCACCGAUCCACACAAUUGGCGACGUGCUGUACCAAAUGAGCAAACCAAACAAAGCUGAAGUUAAAGAAUUCCUCAAAUGUUUACUUCUAAUCAAAUUUAUGUACGUAUUUUGCAGCAGAACAUCAUAUGCAAAUUUUUAUUAUGAACCUACAUAAAAAUGGUUUUGGACAUGGAUUAUUUCCAAAGAUAUUGAAAAACAUGAAUUCAUGAGGAAACACUAAUCAACCUGCACUGAUCAGACAAUUUGCUCCAUGCUGUCUCCAAAUGUGCAAACCAAACUACAUUUAAGAGAAUGAAUUCUACAAAUGUUAACUUAUAAUCAGCUUGCAUGUACUGUAUCUUGCAAUAGAACUUCAUAUGCAAAUUAUAAUUAUGUGCAUCUACAUAUUUGUCACGUCUUUGUAGAUACAAGUAUUUACUGCAGAUGAAGGCAGAUAGAACUGAAUAUGAGGAGAGAACUGCAAACUAGAUUACUUUCGUUAUUGUUACAUCUGCAGUGUAACUGAAAGAAAAACACACCUCAGACAAAAGAGGCCAAAAAAAUGACAAAGGUGUGACAAAUGUGCUGACUGACAGAGUCCACAGGUGUACAAACACACACGCAAACACAAUAAUACAAAAUUCCAGCACACACUAGUCAUAGUCAGAAACUAUGUAAUCACAUACCAGCCUACAUGGAUGAAAUACGUCAACAUAAAAUGCCAUACCCAUCUCCAUGUAUUAUCCAUAAAACCAGGUUUAUAAUCAUUUAGCCACAAUAAUAAAGGCUUUUUAACUUUUAUACUUAAAUACUAAAUCAGUAUGCUUCAUGACAGUUUGUAGUAAAGGCCCCCAUAUAAAGCCUAAUCUCCUCCUCUAAAUGUACUUGACUGCAAGCAGGCGCUUUAUCCUGGAGUGCACUGGAAUUGGAAAGUCAGUGUUUGUAUUAACUAUUAUCAUGCCACCAUUUUUCUACCUCUUCCCCAAAAAGAUGGAGUAGAAUAAAUUAUGUAUCACAUUCUGUCAUAUGAUGCCCUCAUUGGACAGUGGUUGUUGAAACAGCCCAGAUGAAUACCAGGCAUUACUGGGGAACUACGAUGGCUUUUCUGGUUUGGCGUCCUUGAUUUCCUCAUGCGUUCUGUGUUUCGCUCCGUGCCUCGCAAUCAAAUAAUCCAUUUACUAAAAAAGACCCAUCAGCUGUCUGACCGGCGACAGACAGUCUUAUCCCUCACUGUUACUGUACUUCCUUGAGAUAGUUAGAGGUUAGACACUAAAGAAUCUAAGUUAUGUUACUUGUUGUUUUAAAUGGGAGUUGUUCUGUCACAGGAGACAUGUUUACUUUGUCCAGCCAGUAUUAUUACCAGUAGUUCCAAGUGGUUGAAAAAUAUGAAGAAAUGACGGGCAGUAAGCCGGGAAGUUGUUUUUGUCUAUUGUGUAUGUCAUUAUUAAAAAAAGGCUUGGCAUUCACUAUUCAAACACAAUGGAACUGCACUCCUCCCACACUGCCCUACGUUAAUCAUCUUUGUAGGUUAAGUUAAUUAAAAUGUUGUCUGCUUAAAGGAAUCUUCCAUUGAGCUGACAUGAUAUUGUGUUGGAACUAAAGUCUAAAAAUAAACCAGGUAUGGCCGUGUCCUGACGCUGGACAGCAUUUGGUUGAGGAGUCUUGGUGCAGAAUAAGGUGUAAAAUGAUCUCAAAUAUUUACAAGGAAUUCAUUUUUAAACUGAAUUCUACAACAAAUAAAAACGAAUGUAAUCCAGCCAGGACCAACACUAUCUGUGUUAAGAGUUUUCCAGACACAUUUCUGCUGCAUUCUGCAAUUGAUGCAGAUUGGUCACUGCAGUUCUAAUAUUUGGAUACAAACACCAGACCCGUAAAGAUUAUUUAAUGCAAAGUCAAAAGGCGCUAUGUUGUACACUGGCCAAUCUAAAUAUACAUAUGAGCCUGUCGGCUCAGUGAUCUUGGGUAUUCAACAGAAAAUAAUAGCUCAUAGGCUUCAGCUGGGACAACUCAUGAGGUCAUUUCUACCACUUAAUGAAACAAAGUGUCCACCUAGACAUCGUGCGAACCCUGUUAAUUAGUACAUUCCAGCAUCAUGAUUCACGGCUUGUUACCAGACUUAAUGCUGUCUGUUCUCUUACUGCCAGUCAUUAAAAACAAAGCUGGUAAAGUAUGUAGCCUAGUCAUAUGAUGUAUGCACAAGCAAAGAGUCUCUCACACAAGUUUGGUAUGUGUACAGAUGGAGUGAAGAUGUCUCUGUUCAGAACAUAUUGUACACCACUCUACACUGCACACUUGUGGUCAAACUACAAAAAAAAGAGCUUACAGAGACUUCAAGUAGCUUACAAUGACGCCAUGAGAAUACUUUUAAAGAGACUGAGAUGGAGUAGUGCUAGUGAAAUGUUUGUGGCUGCACGAGUCAAUACUUUCCAAACUGUGUUAAGAAAUCUCAUGUAUAAAUUCAUUCGUAGACUUAAUGACUCUAAAAAUGAGAUCAUAGUUGUUUUAACCAACAUAAGGUUUAGCACCACACGCUACCAGUCCCAGCUGUGGCGACAUUGGUACAGCUGUCUCCUUGUAGGGCAUUGCUAGGCCUCCGUACUUUUAUUGUUUGUGUCUGUCUUUUUAUGUAUUUGUCUCUAUGGACCCUGAGUCUGAAAUAAAGUCUAUCUAUCUAUCUAUCUACCCUUUUAACGACACCCCUCAAACAUUGCGUGUCAUGGUCUCCCAUUGUUUUACUCUUUAUAUUUCUACUUCCCUAUCAGUGUGGCAAACACCUGUAAAGCACUAAGCACUAACCUGUAUGUACUGUACAUGUCACUCAAAUUAAGCUUAAGUUCAGUCAUUAUCAUUGAACUAUUGUUCUUCAAAUCUUUAUUCAACUUCCUUUUAUAUUUCUUCCGUACAUAUUUUGGCACUCUUCU